CCCGCGGCUCUCAGGCGCGCGGUGCGACUGCCCGGUGGUCCCGGCUUCCGCGUCCCAGGCCCGACCCGGGCCUCUCCCCCUCUCCCGCCCCAGCCGCGGCCCGCCGAGCCCGCGGGCAACCGAGCCGCCAGAGACGCCCACACAGCCGCGGGGGCCCGGGCGGGGGGCCAUGCCGUGCCGGAGGGAGGAGGAGGAGGAAGCCGGCGACGAGGCGGAGGGGGAGGAGGACGACGACAGCUUCCUCCUGCUGCAGCAGUCGGUGACCGUGGGCGGCUCGGCCGACGUGGACCGGCUCAUCGCCCAGAUCGGCGAGACGCUGCAGCUGGACCCGGCGCACGACGGCCGGGCCUCGCCGUGUGCCGCCCCGGCGCCCCCGCCCCCACCCCCGCGGGUCCCGGCGGCGCUGCCCGCGGACCAGGCCCGGGCCCCGGCGAGGCGGCUGCUGCGUCCGGCGGCGCCUGCGGAGGCCGGAGACCCGGCGCCCCCGGGGGCCGUGCGCUGCGUGCUGGGGGAGCGCGGGCGCGUGCGGGGCCGGGCGGCGCCCUACUGCGUGGCGGAGCUCGCCGCGGGCCCCAGCACGCUUCCCGGGCCGGGGCGGCGGGGGUGGCUCCCGGGCGCCGUGGCUUCUCGGCGAAUCCAGCAGCGGCGGUGGGCCCCAGGCGGAGCGCGCGCGGGCGACGACGACCCGCACCGGCUCCUGCAGCAGCUCGUGCUCUCGGGAAACCUCAUCAAGGAGGCGGUGCGCAGGCUCCAGCAGGCGGUUGCCGCGGUCGCCGCCACGAGCCCGGCGAGCGCCUCGGGCUCCGGGGGUGGCCGAAGCGGACCGGACUCAGUCACCGUGCAGCCCUCGGGAGCCUGGCUCUGACCCUGGGGCCCUGGAGGCGGAGAAGAGGACGCGGCUACGCUGAUUCAACAGUUUCCUGCCCCGGACAGUCCGGAGCUGAAGCCGUCGUCCAUCCCGCGGGCCCCAGAGUUACCGGCCGCGCGAGGCUGUUAGAGAAAACGGACUCGACUGAGCAGCACCGGCAGCCGAAACCUGGGAUCUACCGGGAGAACUGUGGCAGCUACUUGAUGGACUUGGACCUGACUUAGCAUCGUGUGCUUGGAUUGUUUAACUACUCCUCCUGCUAGGCCCCUCUUGGCCAUGGCACCAGCUUUCUCAGAAACAGCUAUAAACAACCUCCUGUCCUCCCUGCCGCCAUCGUGUUUGUGGUGUGUGUGGGGGGUUGGCUGAAGGCCGUGGACACCCUCUUCUGCUCUGUUUUGGCCCUCUGUAGUGUCGGAGGGAGCCUCUCCUGCUUCCUCACCUGCCAUUUCUCUGUGAGUGACUGAAACAGUUUAAAAAUGUGACUCCGGGUGGAGAAACCGCUGGCUUUUCCCUUGUGAAACUUGAGGGCGUCCUUCCUGAGGUGCCACCCCCAAACAUUACGGUAGCUAACUUUUUUUUUUUUAAGAUUCAAUGGCUUGUUCAUCCUCCAGAUGUAGCUAUUGACGUACACUUCGCAACGGAGUGUCUGAAAUUGUGGUGGUCCUGAUUUAUAGGAUUCAUAAUUAAAAUGUCUGCUGAAUAAAUUUGGUUUUGUUUUGGAAAA
Messenger RNA from Psammomys obesus (fat sand rat), 1592 nucleotides. It is a transcript of the gene Frat2, whose product is annotated as FRAT regulator of WNT signaling pathway 2. Gene Ontology annotation, cellular component: cytoplasm. The record is from RefSeq and is a predicted model, not a curated record. Lineage: Eukaryota; Metazoa; Chordata; Mammalia; Rodentia; Muridae. The transcript is spliced from 2 exons. Bases 170 to 865 code for a protein of 231 amino acids.